AUGACUGGUCCUCUGCUGGAAUCGCAACACGAGGAUACGUCGCUGGUGACUGGUAACGUUGCUUCCACGUUGAAGACAUUAGAUGGAAGCACGGGACCCAGCGGCGCCAAUGCUUCAAACGGAAAACGACGCUAUUUCGUUAUCAAGCAGGCAGAAGAAGUGAAAAUGGGUGUGUCUAUUCAUGAAACGCCAGCACCCAGCAAAGGCAUUCAGCUUUCAUCCCAUCACUUGGAGCUUCUAAAAUCGGAUCUGUUUUUGAAGAACAGCCUUUCUAUAUGUUUCUGCCAAAUUAACAAUUUUUUCAUUGUGCGCAACUAUACGACAUCAAGGUGGAGAGCGAGACGGACUACGGUCAUAUCGAUAUCUGGGACAAACCAUGCGACGAGCGAUCAGAUUAUGUCAAUGACAGUGAUCUCGGACAUUUAG
Messenger RNA from Letharia columbiana, 426 nucleotides. RefSeq lists its product as uncharacterized. The coding region runs from base 1 to 426 and encodes 141 amino acids. The transcript has a single exon. Lineage: Eukaryota; Fungi; Ascomycota; Lecanoromycetes; Lecanorales; Parmeliaceae. The record is from RefSeq and is a predicted model, not a curated record.